Magallana angulata is the source of this 1867-nucleotide messenger RNA. RefSeq lists its product as uncharacterized. The coding region runs from base 350 to 1549 and encodes 399 amino acids. The transcript has 8 exons. Lineage: Eukaryota; Metazoa; Mollusca; Bivalvia; Ostreida; Ostreidae. The record is from RefSeq and is a predicted model, not a curated record.
UUAUUCUAAAAAUUCAGUUCGUUGUUUAAUCUCAGCAAAUAUUUUAAGUGAAAAUACACAGCGUGUAAUAGAUCAGGCAUCUCCACUGAAGAAGAUAUUUGAACUUUGUUUUCUGAUAAUGUUAUUCGAUGUUAACUGUUUGUGUGUCUCUCCAAUGCAUUAAUCUUCAUCCAAGAACCAACGGAGCAAAGAAUAAAAAAGAAACAAAAUACCACUCAAUGAAAACAAGCAGAGAAUAUCUAGGAUGAUGACGUUUCCCUCCAAAUGGAAAUGAUGCAAAUAUAAUGUAUGGACAUCCUCAAAUGAAAACAGCUGGAAAUUAUAUACAAAUACGAGUUGUCCUAAUCACAUGUUUGUUAGCACUCUCCUCAGUAUGGCGCCUAAUGUACCUUUUGCAAUUUUAUAUAUAUUAGGUGAGAUUUGGUAUAAAAAUACACACGGAUCACAAUGUGUUAUUCCUGUUGAAAACCAAUACAAAAAUAGAACAGUGGACAUUCAGAACCUGUCGAAAAUAUUAAACGUGUCACAAUGGACAUAUUGUGAAGCAAACAACUUAAGUCAGAAUACACAGUGUGGAAUAGAUCAGACAUCUCUACUGACGAAGACAUUUGAACUAUGUUUUCUGACAAUGUGCUUCGAUGUUAAAUGUUCAUGUGUUAAUGCAAUAAAGGAUACCUGUACCUUGAACACCACUGCAGAUGGAAACACCAGGUUGAGGACCGGUGACACGACCCUCAACUGCAUGAUUUUUAAUACAAGAAUAAUCGAGACAAAGAAUGGACGAGAGAAACAAAAUGACGUUCAAAAAAGAGAAUACAGAUGUCCACUAUAUCCAUUGGCAGUAGCAUUUAUACUGGGAACAGUUUUCGGUUGUGUGAUUAUUAUAUUUCCGAUUCUCUUCUGCAGAAAUAGACAGUCAAAGAAAAAGACUGACUCAUUAGAAAACAUACAGUUGUAUAGCAAAUUUGUUGGUGAAACGUCGGCUUACUCGGAAAUUUCAGAGAGCAAUCAAAACGGCCAAGAAUUGGCUGAUAAUGUAGGUGCAAAAACUGGUGAAUACAUGGAGCCUAUUUCAAAGAAUACCAUUCUUCAAAAAGCAUUAACAUCCCUAGCAGACCAAGAGGAAAAUCGUGAAAACAAUGCGUACUUUACAUUAACAUUAGACAGAAGACAAGCUGACGGCGAUGGGUAUAACCAUCUCAAACCAAAUACUGGGGGACUUCCAACCUCUCCAGUUAAUCAAGAACACGAUUCACUGUAUCACACAAUGGCUGGCGCUGAAUCUGAGAUAGCCCAAGUUGAUAAUGAACCUGCAGAAAACCCUGUUAUUCUUGAGAAAGACACAGACGAUGGCUGUAUCACUCAGAGUCCUGAUGUAGAAUCAAAGAGUGUUCAAGGAGAAAGUUUACAAGAUGAAAGGCCGUAUUCUGUGUGUAUUCAUGUGAGGGACAUAACUGGGAAUGAUGACCCUGACAGCGAAAUGCAGGAAAGAAAUGAAAACACUAACACUGACGAUGCUUACUUUGUAUUAGAAAAACAGAUUGUCUAACUUUUAUUAACGACAUGAUGUGAGACAGAUGCGUUUGAUAAAAUUUCUAUGUUUUUAUUGUGAUAAGUAUUUGACCUCCAUCCCAUUUGUAAAGAGUAUAUAUUUAGAAAAAACUAUUUCAAUAGUUUCAAAAGCAGUUUAAAAAACCUUUUUUGUGUGAUUCAAUUUCAAUUAUAAUCAAAUAAUUUCAAAUGCAAUUUUAAAAAAAAAAUUGUUUGACUCUUAGUUUUGUUUUAUUGAAUAAGCCAUAUGUCAAUUGUUACAGUAUUUUAUUUUAAGGACAUGUCACAUAUAUGCAUAUAUACAUUAUUAUAAACC